ACCGUCUAUUGGGCCUGCUGCAGCCACAUACAGCGGAGGUUAGGGUACUGGGAACCGGAGGGACGCGCUAGAAGGAACGCUGGUAUCCUUCGCAAAGUGUAUGACAAUGGGAGAUAUUUUGGCCUAUGAAGCAGAUUUACUUGGUUUAGUAAAAGAGUUUCUAAACUUUGGGGAUUUCCAGGAAUCCUUGAAAAUCCUUUCUAAAGAAUGUAAAGUAAAGGGGAAGCCACUGCCAAGAAGCUCUGGGAAUUCUGUGAGGGACUCCAAGACUUUGCUUGUCCAGAAAGAUCUGAUCUCUGCUUUUGAUGAUGGAGACGGGACAGUUUUCUUUGGGCUGUGGGAGGAACAUAUACCCUCUGAAACUCGAAAUGGUGACCCCAUGGCACAGAAGCUGGAGUUUUACCUGCACAUCCAUUUUGCCAUCUUUCCGCUGAAGCAGAAUAUUGGCCGUAUUGACCGUGCGGAUUGGGAAGAAAGAAUUUCUCACUUUAAAACCUACUUAGAGACAAGUGGAGCAGCCCUGAGCCAGACCACAGAGUUCCUCCCCUUCUAUGCUCUGCCUUUUGUCCCUAAUCCUGUUGCUCACCCAUCAUUCAAAGAGCUUUUUCAGGAGUCCUGGGCCCCUGAAUUGAAGACAAGGUUGGAGAAGUUCUUGUCUGUGACGCUGAAAGCUGGGAAUACACCUCGGCUCCUAACAUUAUAUAAAGACAGCACUCAAAAUAACCAAGAGUUAUUGCAGCAACUCCAGCAACAGCUGGUCGAGUCAGAGCGGCGAGCUAUAACCUACAUGAAACGAUACAAUAAGAUGCAGGCUGAUUACCACAAUCUGAUCGGGGUAACAGCUGAGCUGGUCGAUUCUCUGGAAGCCACAGUUAAUGGAAAGUUGAUAACACCAGAGUACCUGCAGAGUGUAUGUGUGCGGCUCUUUAGCAGCCAUAUGAGACAAAGUGCGGCUCAAAGCAUUGAUUUCACUCGGCCUGGAACUGGGUGUCACUGUCGUAAGGAAGAUGCUUCUUCUAUGCUGAGAGCAUCUAUAGCACCCACGAAGCCUCAUGAUGUGCCUUUGUUGCCUUCUUUGGAUUAUGAAAAGCUGAAGAAGGAUCUUAUAUUUGGAAAUGACCGUCUGAAAGCUUUAAUUUUGCAGGCUUUACGCUGGCGCUUUACACGGUCACAGCCUGGUGAACAAAGGGAUACUGUUCUACAAGCAUACAUUAGCAACGAUCUAUUGGAUUGCCAUCAGAUUGAGCAGAGAAAUGUUCUAAAGCUGCUACAUAGCAAGAAUGAAGUAGUCCGACAGUACACUGCACGUCUGAUUAAUGCCUUUGCAUCACUGGCUGAAGGCCGUGUAUAUAUCUCACAGAAUCCCUCCCUGCUUCACUACCUAGAAGAAACAUUAAAAACAGAAAAGAAGGAUUCCAUAUGCAGGGAAAACAUCCUGGGAACACUGCAAAAACUUAGUCUCAGGCGCUCAAUGCAAUCAACCAUGAUUCAGGAUGGCCUCAUAUUCUGGCUGGUUAAAGAUCUGGAAGACACUGACCAUUUGUCUGAUUACACUGUGGAAUAUUCUGUGGCCCUGCUGAUGAACUUGUGCCUCCGAAGUGCAGGAAAGCAAAUGUGUGCCAAGGUUCCAGGCCAUGUUUUGAGAGUUUUGUCUGACCUGCUUGGACAUGAAAAUCAUGAGAUUCGGCCCUAUGUAAAUGGAGCUCUUUACAGUAUUCUGGCAGUGCCUUCAAUACGAGAGGAAGCCAGAGCUAUGGGUAUGCAGGAGGUCCUCCGAUGCUUCAUUAAGGAAGGGAACACGGAUAUGAACCGUCAGAUAGAGUUCAUCAUACGGCAACUGAACUCAGAAGAAAAGCUUGAAGAAGCUGCAGAAUCUGAUGAUGAGGAAGAGGAAGAGAACGAUGAGGAGGAACAAGAUGUCAUGGAAGCUGAUCUAGACAAGGAUGAAGCUAUACAACCUCAUAAUGGAGAACUGACUGGAGAGAAGCUUCUGAUUACAGAAUAUCUUGGGAUCAUGACGAAUACAUUUAAAACAAAGAAAAAGAAUUUUCCUGGGAUUCUGCAGAGCAUUGAUGAGCCGUUGCAAAGACCUGUGACUCCAAGCAUUCAUCGAGUUGUUCAUACAGUAUCAGAAAAUCAUGCCUCACCGCCCAGCUCUUUCACUGUACACAAAUUAUCUUCUCACCAUAAUUCAAGGCCCCCCACCCGCAGUGGGAGUCGUCCCAGUACUACUGAUUACUGUGUUUCAUCUGCAUCCAUUGAUUCUGAAGCAUCUCAGGUCCUAUCACCAACCAGCCGAACAGACCAGCGGGGGGCAGUGACUCCUGCAUCACCACGGCUACUUGAUUUGGGACUAGACAAAAGUAAUGGCCAUACCAGCAGAUCUUGGCUGUCCCAGGCCUCUGAGCUGCCGAGUGUCAGCCCCCGUAAGGCAAAGACCCCCACCAUCGCACCCCAGUUCUCCCAGUCUGGUCCACAACAAACCAGCCGCCCGAGCUCUGCUGGAUCCUCUACGCGCAGUAGACAGAGCAGCCAGUCUUACAGAAAGUGAAGACAGCUCCUCUCCGUGGAAUCUAUCAGGUUAUUAAAUAUGCCGGAUGACUUCCUGAAAUCAGAUGCAGCAUCUCACAAUACCUCUCAUCAUGCCCAAGAGGCGCCUUCUCUCGGCUACACUCCCCCUAAUUCACCCAACCAGAUUCUUCUUCUAAAUACAACUGGAGCUCUAAGCAAACUGAUGUUUUCUGUGAAAAUAGCAAUAGGCAGUGAUUAGAGAUCUGCUUGCCUGAGCUAAGACCAUGUGUCUGGGUCUGCGUGGGUAAAAAAUGUUAUUCAUUCAUCAAUCUCCUACCUAUCUGCUUUGUAAAUUUCUAUUUCCUAACAGGUUUGUCUUUGAGGACAUUCUAGAAAUAAGAAAAUCCCUGACCUUUAUUUGAUUAAUAUAUUUUAGCUUAUGUUAAUUAUAUUUGUAAUUCUUAUUUGCUUUCCUUAGUAAUUUUGUUUGAUUAAAGUAUAUGACACAUUCUGUAAUCCCCACUGAGUCUGCCUGUAUAUUUUUAAUUAAAUUAAAUAAACAUUUUUUUAAUCGGUG
Bombina bombina (fire-bellied toad) is the source of this 3088-nucleotide messenger RNA. RefSeq names its product armadillo repeat containing 9 (gene ARMC9). Gene Ontology annotation, molecular function: protein binding. Lineage: Eukaryota; Metazoa; Chordata; Amphibia; Anura; Bombinatoridae. Gene Ontology annotation, biological process: cilium assembly. The transcript is spliced from 26 exons. Gene Ontology annotation, cellular component: centriole; ciliary basal body; ciliary tip. The coding region runs from base 101 to 2551 and encodes 816 amino acids. The record is from RefSeq and is a predicted model, not a curated record.